This is a messenger RNA of Pygocentrus nattereri (red-bellied piranha), 4209 nucleotides long. Its product is annotated as phosphatidylcholine transfer protein. Bases 41 to 685 code for a protein of 214 amino acids. Gene Ontology annotation, molecular function: phosphatidylcholine intramembrane carrier activity; phosphatidylcholine binding. The transcript has 6 exons. Lineage: Eukaryota; Metazoa; Chordata; Actinopteri; Characiformes; Serrasalmidae. The record is from RefSeq and is a predicted model, not a curated record.
CCGAGUGUUGCUACAAUCCCAUUGCUGGAGAUUUGAAAACAUGGCUCUGCAGUUCACCGACCAGCAGUUUCAGGAGGCAUGGAAGGAGCUGGAUGAGCCUCAGAUAGGAGGAGAAUGGGAAUUUUUCACAGAGACCAUGGGGGUUAAAAUAUAUCGACGUUUCAUCAAGGAAACUGGACUCUAUGAGUACAAAGUUUUUGGCUCGCUGUCCACCUGCACUCCAGACCUCUGUGCAGAUGUGUAUAUGGAUCUGGCUUACAGGAAGCAUUGGGAUGAUUAUGCCAAAGAGCUCUAUGAGAAAGACUAUGGCGGCCAGAAGGCUAUUUACUGGGAGGUGAAAUAUCCCUUCCCCCUAUCCAACAGGGACUAUGUGUAUGUGCGGGAGCGCAGGGAGCUGGAGGUGAAUGGGAGGAAAAUCUGGGUGGUUUUAGCUAAAAGCUCGGCUGUGUCUCAGUGUCCGGAAAAAGCAGGAGUGAUCAGAGUAAAGGACUACAAACAGAGUGUCGCCAUGGAGAGUGAUGGGGCCAACGGCACUAAAGUCUUCAUGAACUAUUUUGACAAUCCUGGUGGUAAGAUCCCAACGUGGCUUGUAAACUGGGCAGCUAAGACUGGAGUUCCUGCCUUUCUCACAGACAUGCAGAAAGCCUGCAACAACUAUGCAAACUACUGCAAGAACAAGAAGUGACGUGCACUUUAAUUAGCCAAAAACACUUCAUCACUCCUUCUUUCAGCUUUCCUCCAUUCUUAUUUUCCAGUCUUUGAGGAAUGUAUUGUCCAUAAAUGCUAAUAAUGAAUGGAAGCUUGCAUGAUAUCUUACACCUAGCAUGAUUAUGCGUUUCCAUUUAUUGUUAUCCACAUUAGCGUUUUUGGCCAAAUGAUUUUUUUAAAGGGGCAUUUAUGGGGACACAAACACUUUUAACUUCUGCGGUGCCAAGUGAAUGUUAUUGGUAUCCGGCUUAUGUGGGGACAUUCAUAGAUGCAGGUAAAUGGUGGGCUAUAAAGCAAAUUUCUUUUUAAAUCAUUUAAAGCAUUGUAAAGCUCUAGUAUCUGUGAAGCACUACAUGGUACAAAUAGGCAUGUAAAGACAAUUCACUUCUUCACAUCAGCUCCACUGUGGGAGUACCUUGAAGAACCUUGAAGUGAUUCUGGGUUCUUUUCUCUGUUUUGUGAUGGCUAACGUUUGCAAAGGGCUCAAGAAGUACCCUAGGAACUCCUCUUGAACAGUGGUUUAAAGGCAACUGUGGUUUAAUCUCUAAUGGUGCUCAUUUUGUGCAGGUUUCUCUUGUUGAAUACGCUAAGUAAAAGGAACUACCCCUAGGCUCUAUGCAGAUAUGCAGGUGCUGAUUUACAGGCUUUGUGGUGGAGUGGCUGAAAGCUUAUUUAGUGGGUUUUUUUUAGAGUGAAUGUUUAAAUGGGAAUUGCAUAGAUUCUUUUUUUUCUUUCAGACGUUUUGCGGUUAUUGACAUGUAAAUGAAGUCUUUCUGAGUAAUGAAACAUUCUUUGUAGAGAGAAAUGACCAACUCAGUUUUUAUUUAGGGUGAUGGUGAUGGGAACCAGGGAUGCACACAGGUGCUUGAGCGCCCAAAUGACCUUUCGAGGUGCACUAUUAAAUACUGAAAUCACUAGUGGGUGCUUGUUCUGCGUCUUUAUAUAUGAAGACUACAAAUUUAAUAAAACGCCACUUUUAUAUUUAAGUAUGUAGUAUAAAAGAGUGUAAAACGGUUUUGAUGGAUUUGUAGGUACACUACUGACCAAAUGUUUUAGAAUGGCCCUGUUUUUCCAGGUUUGUGGAUAUUUAUGCAAUUUAAUGCCUCAGUGUUCUCUGAAGUUAAAGCACAUAAUAAAUAAACAGUUGGAGAUAAGAUGAGUGUAGGAACUCAAUUUGUUGCAACAUUGCUUUUUGUAAGUAAUCAACAAGAAGUUGGGACACUUGUAGGAACUGUAUCAACUUUUCAAGCUUAAUUUACUUCUGUUGCUGUGGAACUGCUGUAUGUUUUUGACCUAUGACUUGUGUCCUGAGAAAGGCCCAUUUUAUAUAACUUUGUAUAAAUUUUAUAUGAAAUUAGUUUCACUAUUUUUAGUUUUUUUUUUUUUUUUAAUUCAAUUUUUAACCUCUGGUGAUUUUACUGCAUACUGUUGUACCCUUUUCAGUAUAUUCACUGGAUUUUAAACUGCUUUAAUGUCGAUGAAAACUGGAAAAAUUGAGAUUUACUAAAACUUUUGAACAGUAGUUUAUGCAUAUGAGACCGUGGAACUCAGAACCGCGAAAGCCUAAAUGUGAAUUGCGUUGCAGUUUCUGUGACAAACUAAGCCUUGUCCACUGAUUAGAAGAUACCUUGAAAGAGAGUACUCUUUGGCAUCCGCUGUAGUACCAGUUAGCUGUCGUUUUAGCUCAUCUAAAGAGUCAGCCUCUGUUACUGUUACUGUCCAUUUCCCUUAGCAUUUUUUGAAAAAAAAGCAUGUUUUCAUGAAGGCCUUGCUUAUUAGCUGAUAGCUGAGUCAGGUGUGUUCAACAAGGCAGCGAGCUGAAGUCUGCAGUGUUUUGGCCCACGAGGACUGGAGCCUGACACGUGCUGUGAAAUGAAGCCUCUAGCUCCAGCCCUGCAUCAGUUUUGGCCAAAGUAAUUGUUUUUAGUUCCCUGACGUUAAAUGGAUAUCAGUUCAUCAACUUUUUUUCAUUUGUUCUGUAACUAACAUUACUCAGAACCAGGGGUUGUGAUAUCUAUGACACAAAUAUAGACAUUAUAUUUACAAUCAAAAUGACCACUUAACCUACCGAUAUUCUAUAUGUAAUAGUAAAAUAGUGGUAAAUCAAAAUUGUAAGUUUUCUUUGGGUACUGUUUUGCUUUUACCUCUCUGCCAUAAUAAAUUUAGAAUAUGUAUGUUUUAGGCCAAACUCUCAUCUCAGAAUUGUUAAACAGUGUCUCGGACAUCAGGCAGUGUAUCUGUUACCAUUUCAUAUUUUAGAUUUGUGUGAGGCAUUAAAUGGCUCAAAUGUCUGGUUCUGCUUCCUGUCAUCACCAUUGUGAGUUAUUCUCGUCUCAGCAAGUUUCCCUAGAAUGGAGCAUUUUACAUCAAACCACUGUGAAUGAAUUAGUUCACAUAUAAAUGAUUUAAUUAUGAAAAAUCUGAAAAAUAUAUAUAUUUUUUUUUAAACUUUCCCUUCAAAGUUAGAAACUUGUGCAUGCGUUUAUGUGGGGGACAACUGUUAUUACUGUUAUUGAUUGAUUGAUUUGCUCUGCUUUGCACAAACUGUUUCUCUUUUUGCAUCAGAUUUUAACUUCUGCACUGGAUUGUAAUGGCUAACUGUUGACUGUUAAAGUCUGUGUGAUGCUGUUGAAAGGGUGCGACUGCAGUAGCUAAAUAUAAGCGAUGCUGCCCUCAGCUGGCUGCAUGUGAUAUUGCUUAACUCCUCAGUGUGUGAAUGGCAGAAGGGCUGAUACUUUAGCAUGUGACUCCUCUUGUAUGCAGAGGUUGUCUUUGCUGUCUCUGCUGUAUUUUUAACUGGCUGAUCAGUUUAUUUUUAUUCUGUAAUUAAGAGGGAACUAUUUCCAUUCAUUUUAUUGCUGUGGUCCAUUAUGAAUGUCUAGCUGUGUGCAAAUCACCCUCAAAUAUAAAUAUGGAAAAAUAGUAUGUUUCAUAUUAACGUUUGCACUGAAAAUUCUUUUUCCAGAAUGUGUGCACUUUAUUUUAGACCUAGAGGAUUGAGUGUGAAGAACAAAAAGCAUGAUAGAUUAUGCAGUGUUGAGAGUUUGAACUGAAUAAGGAAAACUAUAGCAGGCUAAUGUGAUCGUCAUAGCUGUGUUAACCUUUGUAUGCUGUACUUGAUCUUUGUUGAACAUUGCUGAGACUUGUUUUUUCCAGAGAACAAACCCUGUGUUAUGACUUGGAGUGACUCAGGACCCUUUUGAACAAUCCUAUUUGGAUUUGGACGUCUGUGAUAUAAUCAAUAUUGAUCCAUUUAGCCCCCUUUUGUUCCAGUAUAAAUGGUUCUGUUUAACACUCCAGUCCACUUUAACCAAUUUAAGUUUUUUCUAUCAAUACUGCGGUUCCAUUUCUUUCUGCUCCAUGACUACCUCUCAUUACGUCUGUAUGGCAACCAGCUGUGGUGUGUUUCUCUCUGUUUUUCAAAUUGCCCAGAGAUGCAUGGGCUGUUGUGCUGGCUAUAAUCAUGUUUUGUUUCCUUGUAAUAAAAUAUUAUAAAAUGCA